AUGGCUGUUCCUUCUUCUAACUCUCGAGAUCAACUCCCUGGUCUGGGUGACUUGACAUUACAGACGAUGUUAUGGAUGUUGGCCAUUGGAUGGGGAGCGUACCUCAUAGGGCUGGGAGUCUACCGACUUUAUAUCCACCCUCUUGCCAAUGUUCCUGGACCGAAGAUAGCAGCCAUCACGCAGUGGUACGAAUUAUACUACGACGUCUGGCAGAGCGGACAAUAUUUCCUCAAGGUUGAGGAAUUCCACAAACAGUAUGGUACGGUACGUCUCUAUCAUAUAAACUGGGCCGCAAUGCUGAGUCUCAUCAAAGGACCAAUUGUCCGGAUAAAACCAAAUGAGGUGCACUGCAACGAUCCCGAGUUUGUCGACGUGCUGUUCGCCGGCCCUCUCCAGAAGCGGGAUAAGGAUCCAUGGCUCCCCAGAUCGGUGGCAGUUCCACUAGCAACUGCUGGCACAAUCCCACACGAUCUUCACCGCAGUCGACGGGCACCUCUUAAUCCCUAUUUCUCCAAACAAAGUGUUCGAAAACGAGAAUACAUUUUUCAGGAAAUCCUGAAGAAGCUUCUGAGGCGAUUUGAAGAGCACCGAGAGACUGGAGCCGUGCUCACACUGAACGAGGCCAUUGCAGCGGCGGCGACGGAUAUUGUCGCAAGCUUCUGUUUUGGAAGGUCCACCGACUGUACAGACAGGAAGGAUUUCAGCAGUCCUUUUUUCCAGGCUCUGGAUAAAAGCUUUAAGCUAGCACAUAUCAUGGCGAAUUUUGGAUUGGCUCGGGCUUUUAUGACAUUUCAACCCCCCCAGCUUGUGGCCUGGAUGACACCUGCGCUGGCGCCGCUUUUUGAAUUACAUCAAGUGAGUUUUUCCACCGAAAUCUGGUCUUCUUUCAUGUUCAUCAUCAUCUUCUUUUUUGGGAAAGGAAUACUGACUGCAUCUCAGCAAUGGAACAGCCAGAUACGCAACGCAAAAGCACCAACCGAGAAACACGAAACUACAAUAUUCAACGCGAUCAUGGAAGCCAAACUGCCUCCGUUCGAAAAAUCAUUCCAGAGGCUACACCAAGAAGCCAAAUUGAUCGUCCUCGCAGGCUUCUCCACCACUGGUGAAUAUCCGCCCCUCUACAAUCCUAGCAGCAGCAUUUUUACUAACCAGAUCUUCCCAGCGUCAACCGUAUCUCCGUUAAUAUAUGAACUACUUGCCAACCCAGACAAACUGAACAAGCUAAGGACGGAGCUUCUUCAAGCCCUCCCCAACCCAGACAGUGCUAUGAGUCUCUCGGAGCUUGAAAAACUACCCUACCUCUCUGCGGUGAUCCAAGAAGGAAUCCGAAUGCACCCUGGUGGCAUUCUCCGCAUGCAGAGGAUAUCACCCGAUAAGCCUCUCAGCUAUACCGAUCCUUGCACCGGCACCACCACGACCUUUCCACCCGGCACCUCAAUCAGCAUGGACGCGCUGUCCGUCAACAUGAAUCCCGACUUAUUUCCGAAUCCAAGCGAUUUCGUUCCGGAGAGAUGGCUCGAAAGUCCACAGCUCAGUCGCUACUUACUUUCAUUUUCCAAGGGAACGAGAAUCUGUCUUGGAAUCAACGUUGCGCACUGUAUGCUCUACUACUUCGUUGCGGGUAUCUUCCGAAACUAUGGCCUUCCUACAGAAAAAGACGAUCCGGCUUCGUCGAUUGAACUCUAUGAAACAGAGCGCAAGAGGGAUGUUGAUGUUGCAUCUGAAUUCAUAAUUCCUGCUGUGAGAAAAGAAAGCAAAGGGAUUAGAGUCCUACUUCGAUAG
Aspergillus affinis is the source of this 1782-nucleotide messenger RNA. RefSeq names its product cytochrome P450. Gene Ontology annotation, molecular function: monooxygenase activity; heme binding; iron ion binding. The record is from RefSeq and is a predicted model, not a curated record. NCBI's taxonomy places the organism in Eukaryota, Fungi, Ascomycota, Eurotiomycetes, Eurotiales, Aspergillaceae. The transcript has 5 exons. The coding region runs from base 1 to 1782 and encodes 593 amino acids.